Messenger RNA from Dunckerocampus dactyliophorus (ringed pipefish), 11657 nucleotides. It is a transcript of the gene ehmt1b, whose product is annotated as euchromatic histone-lysine N-methyltransferase 1b. Gene Ontology annotation, molecular function: histone methyltransferase activity; p53 binding; protein-lysine N-methyltransferase activity. NCBI's taxonomy places the organism in Eukaryota, Metazoa, Chordata, Actinopteri, Syngnathiformes, Syngnathidae. The coding region runs from base 6773 to 10834 and encodes 1353 amino acids. The record is from RefSeq and is a predicted model, not a curated record. The transcript is spliced from 26 exons. Gene Ontology annotation, cellular component: nucleus.
GAAAAACGUAUUCGACCAUUGUGAGCGUGGACCGCGGGACCAAGCGGGAGAAUUGUCUUAGUCGCGGCCGUCGGUGUGUUGUCCGUUUCCCGCUGCCAGCUUCUGGUCUGCUGCUUUUGUGCUUACCGGAGGGCAGCCUGAAUGUGUAGGAAGAUGCUGCGCCCUGGAACCUGAAUUGUCAGUGCGGACGCGUUGUAUGCAAUACUCCCAGUCUUGCUCAUACAUGGUCCAGGCUCGUGUCAGUGUCCUGCUUCUUGCUUGUGUUUGAGGCUUCAAACAUAAACCAUAGCUACGCCUCCUUUAGCCUUUAGCUGAUUUACCGGUGUAUGGUUGCUAAUCGUACACUGCUGUGUAGCUUGUUGCUAAGUUAGCAGACAGUACAAACGUGUCCACAGUUGCAAAUAAGACUGACUGUAAGUGUUAGCAUCCUCGUCAAAUGAAACGGAAUUGACAUUUGGUGCUAGUAUUUCGAAGAGAGUACUACAUAUCAUUUGAUUGGGUUAUCCUAAAUAUCAUGUACACAGUAUAGCACAAUGCUAGCUGCAUGAAGCUCAGCUCAGCUGCCAUGUAAACACAUGGCGCCAGCCCCUAAACAUCUAACGUUGCUAAUUUACGUUGGCCCAACUCUGAUUAGCGUCCAUGAACCUUAGCAUUCCUGUAUUUUCAUUUUUUAUGCGCCUGAGGGUGAGCUGGUGUACAGGCAGGGGUCAUCAAAUACUGUGUAUGUUGUGACGUGCUGACUUAAACGUGUGGGCUUCACCUUUUGAUGACAUGCUUACAUGCACUGAAAAGUACGAGUUAUUGCAUUAGUUACUUUUUAAAGUGCAUGCCAAUGCGAUAAUCCGACUGUAUUCCAAUUUUUAAAAGUCUGAUUAAUACACACAGGCUUCAACUGGAAACCAUGUUCCUUUUGCAUGGCUACUCAUCCAUCUAUCAGUCAUUGAAAUGAGCUUUCUGCAUGCGCCAGUAUUCUUGGGGGACUAAUGGUGCAGCGUUAACAAUAAAUUCGCAAGAGAAGAAGAAGGCGACGAGAGGGGGGCAUGUUUACACUAACGUAGUCAUCGUUUUAGGCCAGACUAGAGAUUUUCAAAACCUCUGACUCAGUGUUUGUGUGUAGGGGGUGUUCUGAUCCGAUAUUGAUAUCAGAUAACGGUCCGAUAUCAGCAAAAUUGGAUUGGCACUCCGAUACAAGCAGUCUGCAGCUGAGUGCAAAACUUGUCACGCACAGGUUUCCUGUGGUGUCACAGAACUGGGGAAGUUUAAUACAACCAACCUGAAAAAAACGUUGGAACGCCUCUCUUACGGAGCGUGAAUGGAAGCUAGCAAGGUUAACUUAGUUUAGCAGCGCAUGCUAGUGUGGCUGUGUGUGUGCGACUGAGGCUGUAUGAGUGUGUUUACACUGUGUUGUGUUUUACCGCUUGUUCAUGCAAACGAGGGAUUUUCGAUGCCCGCUGACAUGCAAGUUCUGAGUGAAAUAAGGACAAGAGGCAUGCUUAUUCUUGCACCCGGCCCAUCUGAACUGUCAACAGUCAUUCCCAACGCACACGACACACUUCUGACCUUCAAAAUAAAAGGGCUGUUUGCCACAUACUGUCGAAUUGUGUCAACAAAAUAAGGGUGUCGUGAAAAAGACCUUACGUUAAUAAUGCAAUUGGAUUGCAUUGGUAACUGCGUCUUCCUAAACCACAAGCAGUUACAGUUUGUUCUGGAUUUUAUAGAAAAGUGUGCAGAGGCUGACAUCCUAUUUAAAGGGAAAAAAAAACAAAAAACGUUAGCCAAGCUACAACCGUUUGUGAAAUACUGUGUGAAAUUGGCCAAUGAUGUACUGCAUCAAUAAAUGUAAGGAUUUUUGCAUUUAAUUAACGGACGUUUUAUUGACUGUCACAAAAGUAUACACUCUACGCUGGUAAAAUAAGUGUAAAAUGUAAAAAAAACGGAAUUUAAAACAAUUUAAAUGGAAAAAACGUAAUUUGAAAAAAAAAAAAAACAGAUUUUAUAGGGCCCUACUGCACAGUCGACAAAACACCUGAUCGAGCCUUUUCUAAUGUUCCACACCACAAAAUGAGUAAUGAGAGUAUGUGUGACUUGUGCUGCUAUCGGAAAUGGUCAUAGCCGCAAUGUUGGUAUCGUAUCGGAAGUGAAAAUGAUGUAUCGAGAUCCCCUUCUUGUGUAGACGGGUAAAACAGAGCUUUUUGGUUUAUGUCAUAAAAAAUGUGUAUUUCGUCAUGUUUUUAAACCUUAUUUAACAACAGAACAUGAAGUUAUUGACUUAUGUGUCCAUCGUGUGUACAUGUGCAUUAUAGUCUAAGUUGCACAAGCGAUGAAAGCAAGCAUUCAUGAUGUUUCCCGGGCUGCAUGUAAGUGUAUGCUGAUUUUAAAGCUAAUGUACUCACAAUUGUACCUUUACUACAUUGAUGAACAGAUGCGUUAUAAUGGGCGACCAUAUCAAUUGUGUUAUUCCCGCAUGCAGCGUUUUGAUGCCAUCUGCUGUACGGAGUUGUAACGAUAAGCUACACAGGCAGUCCCAUUAUAAUGUGUUCUAAAUGUGGCGGUCCAAAUUUCUUAGUGGCUGCCCGCCACAAAGUGCAUGUAAACUGGAACAAGUGUGAAAACGCAGCGAGAACAAACUAUGGCAGUCAUCUAACCAAUGCAUGUUAACGUACUGACAUGCUGCGGGCUAAACCACAAGCAUGAUGAACUCAAUUGGAAACCUUUCGACACCCACUGGAAACCAGUUGCCUGCCUGUGUAUGCUACAAUCGAUUGAUCUUCGGAGCCGGCAAUAUCAGCACGCGUCAGCUCCACAGCCGAUCUCAUUCUCGUAGCAGAAGUCGCGUUCGUGGCACACUCAAUGAUCAUUCGUUGUUGCUGUCCAUGGAAUAUUACAAUAGCUUGUGUGUAUUAAUAUUAGCACGUACGAUACUGCAUGUACAUUGCUAUUAAUUCGUUCAUGUCCGUUUUCCUUGUUGCCGAAUUGCAACUAGCUGCCAAGAUGCCUUGUUUUGAUGUGACGUAAUUGAUCAAUGCAAAAGUCAUACAUUUACCCACACCAUGUAGUGUUUCGGAGGCACACGGCGUUUGAAUUACAAAUAUUGCAAGGACUUCACAUAUGUAUAAAAAUGGAAGCAACUAGGGGUAUAACGGUACGCCAUUAUCAAGGUUCCGUACGUACCUUGUUUGCAAGGUCACUGUUUGGUUCAUUUUCAGUACAGCGAGUUAAAAGAGCAAAAAUCCAAACAUAAAACUGCUUAGCUUCUGUGUAAACAGCUUUAAUGAUUUUUAAAGUAAUAAAAAAAAUGUGUGCAGGAAUAAUUGUUCCCGUUUGUAGCCCCGUUCCCCAUCUCUGUUGAACAAUGCCGGAUCCCUACUUCCAUCUUAUUCACUUGUCUUUGUUCGUUUACGUCAUGGGUGUCCAAACAACCCUUCAUACGGAACCGAUGGUUCCAUGGCAAAAUGUCAGAUUACAAAUAUACGUACUGUUACACCCCGAGAAGAGACACAUUUAUUUGGGGACUAAUUUAGGGCCUGUCCUUCAGGUCGAAACGGGAAAGUAUUCAGCCUUUCAUCUAUAUGGCAACGGUGUUCCGGAUGCCCUGAAACGGUAUUUUUUGGAAAACUGCUUCCGAUGUGGGGAAGAUCCGAUAACGCCGCCUUGUCGUUACCGUGUGGACAAGUGAAACACUACUUUCUCAAAACGAUGAGGUCACCGCCUCGUGAGAACAUGUGACCGGUUGUGGUGUGCUGCUCCUGAAAAGCUAACAUCAUAACUGAAUAGUUCAAAAAUGACUCCAAUCUUUUGUUUUUGUCUUAUACUCCCCAAAGUGACUCGCAGAUGUCAUUCCACUUCCAGCCAAGCGGAAGACGAGUGACCUUGUGUGCAUGCGUUCUUUCCUCUUCCAUAGUGUUGGUGUGUUACGUGGUUUUGUCUGUGUGUCCGUUUACAGCGCCACAUGUAGGCGUGCCGUAUGUAUUAGAUUGUUUUCACCCAGUGAUCCAUUCCUAGACAGGGCCUUAGUGCAUGUAAAUGUAGUGACAGUUGUUUGGAGUCCUUGAAGGGGUGCGGGAGAGUACUCCUGCCAGGGACUCCUUCCCUCGUGCUGCCAUCAAAUAAGUGCAAUAUUGGUCAAUUGAACAAAUGAACAAUGGUCAAUUCAGCCCAAUACAAUAUGCUGUUCACUUACUGAAGACAAAGCCUUUCUGUCCUUCUGGGUUGGAGGGGCUUAAAAACAGUGGUUUUUGAUGAGUUUUUGUCCAACAGAUCUGUGCAGAGAGGUAGAUCCUAGUAGUAUGUUGACAUGUUACGCUGGGAUCUGAUAGUGAUCUUCUGUUUCACCAUUUUUUUUCUGUGUAAAUAAAUCCUUAAUUCCUGGAGGUAAUUUGCGUAUAUGUUAGUCUAAUCUGUUAAGUGAUUUUCCUUAGGUAGUGAAGUUAGACAUGAGAGUCAGUUAGAAAGGAGGGAUGUCAUCCCAAAAUGGAAUCUUUAUGAAGUGUGUGGUCAGACUAAAGACAAUUUUUAUUUUUGAAAAACAUUUAACAAGUCAGGGUUGGAACUGAUUUGGGUUUGCAAGAUGAUAUAAUACAAGUCAGGUACUUGCAUGCGUAAUGUUUGGUAUUCAUCUCUGUGCAGUGUAGUUGUUUUCUUAUAUUGGCUAGUUUCACCUCACAGGCCCUUUUAACACGAUUAAAACAACACAGUCUUAGCCGAGGCUUCAUACUGUUUGGGUGGUUCUGGAAUGCCACUGUGUUUCUCUUUGGUUGUGAUAUAGAUACUGUAUGUCGCUGUUGUCCCUGGUUGAUUGUUUAUGUUGUUAAGGUAGACUUGACUUCUCGGGCCUCUUGCAGGAGGUCUGGAGAUCUCAUUGCCUAAAUCCAGGCCUUUUCACUUUUGUUGUAAGGAACACACAGCAGCAUGUGAUUUGACAUGGGGAUACAUGCUGUGUCAAUCUAAUGAUGUCAUUUUGUCUUUGCAAAUAUCCAUUAUUUGUAACGCUUAUUUGACGGGGCCUUCAGAAUUCUUCCACAUUUUACUGUAACUUGUAAGCAAUAUUUGGUCCUGGGCUCACGUUUGCAGCUUCAUAUGGAAGGCCCCUUUAUCUGCAUCAAUGAGCUUCUAGACCUUGAUGCUCCCCACCUAGUGGAAAACCGCUGCAAUGGCCGCAUUGUGUCGGUAAACAAUCCAGUUGCGAAAUGGCGGAGAUCUGCAGACAGGCUUCACUGCCUCCCUUCCCCCUUCCUCCCUCCUGAUAUAGCAGAUGUUCAUUUGUUCCCCACUAGGGGGAGAGAAGAACACAAGGUUUUUUAUGACUGGCUAUCCUCAAUUCAUGGAAAUUAUGAAAUGGUGGAUUCCUGUUUCCUUCACACACAAAAUCUAACCAGGUCCUCGGAGAUUAGACCAUUGAUUGUCUCAGUCUUUGGGAAACACUUCAGGUUCUCUGUUGGCUCUCAGGCCUGACCUCGUUUCUGUCUGACAAGGUGCUUGUUCGUCCUUGGCUCAGGGACUCACUGAAGUAUGCUCUUGUAAAUCUGUCCGGAAGACUCAUUUUUGGGCACACAGUUUUGACCUGAAGAAUAGACAGUCUGUGGCCUUGGAGUGAAGGCUGUUACUGGAUGAGUCAGGAAACGCACGCCUUGAUUGGGCGUCUGUUGAUUUAAGAAUAGAAAACGUUCAGUAUUGCUGCAGUAUUGCCUACUGAAAUUGUCCAUUUAAGUCCAGUUUUACAGCGGUAACCUAAUCUAGAUUAUGUAAAUCUAUCUUCCUUAGAGCUGUGUACCCAAAGAAGGGUGUAAGGGUUUGGAAGAAAGAGAAAGCCAUAGGAUGUGACAUUUAAAAGGAAGUGUGGAUUUCAGCAACAGAGGCUGCCCACUGCAAAGCAAUGUAGCUCAUCUUACUAUUCCUUAUACCUAUCCUUCAUUUUUAUAUCGUAUCCUCACCAUUUUUUGGAAAAGAUAUUCAAUCACAGCAUGCAAAUAACCCUCACGUUACAUCAAAAGAUGCAUGGCACUUAGUGGUGUAUUUAUGUUUUGUAACAUUCUAAGUCACCAGGGCAACAUACUGUAAUUUCAAACGUCAGCUACAAUUGCCCUUGUAAUGUAAUGUUUGUGCUCCAAAAAUUCCACACUUCUCUACCAUUUUGCAUCAUUCAAACAUCAAAAUCAAAAUGUGUAGCUCAUUCAGGACAUUCCAACAACACCACAUUCUGUAUAAUACACAUUUCCUUUCUUCUUGAGAUUUUUCCGACUUGCACAUUUCUCAACCGAUUCAAAUGAUUCCGACUUGAAAACGUUCAGCAGUUUCUGCACUUAAUGCCAUCUUGCAAGGUGAUAGCAUACAAAUCGUUAGCAUGUGAGCAUUUUAUCCAUUUUACUCAUGUGAAAGAGCAUUUACCUACUUGUCAUGAUCACCGUGUUAUCUUGCUCGGUGUUAGCAUGCUGAUUGUUAUCAUUUUAGCUAUUUCCUCAUGUUAAAUAGCAUUUACCUACAUGGCGUGAUGUAAAAUCAUUAUAAAUCUGCCUGUCUUGCUAGGUACCCUCAUGCUAUGCUAGCAUUUUAGCCUUCAUGGUAUGAUGUAAAAUCACUUAAGAACUGCUUUUGGAUUGGGGGAGCGGUAGGGCGUAAUAAUGAAGUCAUCAUCAAAUUUAAAUUGGCUAUGAUGCAUUUGUAUUGACACUGUAGGAGAGAGGAAUAACGUAACUAGGGAUGCUCCGAUUGAUCGGCCACCAAUGAGUAUUGGCCGAUUUCCCUGAAAAAUCAGGUGAUUGGCAUAUGCCGAUAAAUGCCUUUCAACGCUAAUCACAAAAGCCGAUCACCGAUGCAGACAAACAUCUUGGGCAGUGUCUUCCUCCCACUUUCCUUCACAGUGCGCAGGCGUGCCACAACAAAAAACAGUAAUGUCUGCCAUGUGGAACUGCCAACACAUGCCACAAAAACUAUCCAAAGUCUCCUUAAAGAAGAUGUCCCAUCCUCUCCCACUGGUCUUGCCAAAGGGAGCAUUUGCAAAGGCGAAGAGCCAUCUAAUAAAGAGGGACUGGACCCGGCAAACAAUGGAGAGACAGAUGGCGACAUAAAGGUAAUGGACCGAUUGACCUCUUCCCCCGGGGCAGAAGCAAUCGUAAAUGGCACUGAAUGUGACAACACAAGGCACAGCAGCCCGACACACAGCUCUGCAACAGGCUACACCAAGACCGUAUUGCUGGUAAAUGAGAAUGGCAUGUCGGACACGGAGACACCACAUGGUUCCGUCACUGGAAGCAAUGGAUUCAUUCUCGCUAAGCCGCAGCAGGAGGACGGACCUGAAACCACGCCUGAUUUGGCAGUGCCCCCUCAUAGGACUAACAGGUCACCUUCAAGUUCCACCACAGCUGUACACAUGACCAAAGCACCCCCUCCCUCAGCCUCUGGGCCUGCACAGACUUUAGGCACACUAAUGACUGACCCUAUUAUUGGGACUACAUUGGGGCAGGAGACAUUAUACUCUAAAAAUGGCGCAGCCCCAACUACCGCAUCUUCAGCACCUAUCACGAUACACAGAGCCCGAAAAACCAUGUCCAGACCGGCCGUGACUCUCGAACAAAAGCUUCUCAAGAGAGAACUAAGAGAAGCACAGAACGCCAAAAUGGAGACUGUGGUAGCAUCCGACGCAUCAAAACCCUCACAGCAGCACUCAACGGAGAACCAUCUACCUCAGAAUCCUUUGUCACCUUCACCAGCAAUUCCUCCAGUAUCUUCACCUCCGCUGACUUCAGCGCCAGCUAAGCUCCAACACAGCCUGUCAGGCUCGUUGACAGGAGGGUUGUCGCCCCGUAAGAAGAAGAGAAGAAUGGGAAUUUACAACCUGGUUCCCAGGAAGAAACCAAAAAUUCUGAGGCAGAGGACAUUGCUGGAAAUGUUUAAGGAUGCGCAACCAGAUGCCAAGAACCCAGAGACAAACAUCAAUGGCGACAAGGUUGAUUGUGCAUCUGAGGAGGAGGACGACGAGGAGGAGGAGUCAGAUGAGGUGGACUCUGAUGAGGAGGAAGAACAGCAGCAGCAGCAGCGAGGAGAGGAACUCAUCACUGCUGUCCAUGAAGCGAGUCCAACAUCUGAAUCCGUCUCUCAGGCGGAGAAUGAGCAAGAUUCUGACGAAUCUGGAGUAGAGGCUGAGGAGGAGGGCACUGAGUCAGACUUGAGCACAGAGUCUAGUCUCAAGAAGAAGUUGAAAAAGAAAACAAAAGCAGACGAUGCGUGGCUCCGGCCGUCCAGGAAGCGCAAGAAGAGGGUAAAAGUCACAGAACCGGAGUCCUCAAUUCAGCCUCCAUCUUCAGUUCCGACCAACACAGAAGAUCUUAAGGAGCAUGCGCAGAUACCACCUGCCAAACUCUGUAAGCCUGAUGUUCCUUCAGAAGGCAAAGACACUUCAAGGUCAACAAUGGAGGAGGCUCAGGAGCUUCCACUGUGCAGCUGCCGCAUGGAGACCCCCAAGAGUCGGGAGAUUCUCAUCCUGGCAGACAGGAAGUGUAUGGCUACCGAGAGCGUUGAUGGACAACUCAGCCGUUGCCAAAGUGCUGUCUUGAAACAUGAGAUGAUGCGGCCUUCCAACUCUGUUCAGCUGCUGGUACUUUGUGAGGACCACCGUAAUGGCAUGGUAAAGCACCAGUGCUGUCCUGGCUGCGGCUUCUUCUGCAGGGCUGGGACCUUUAUGGAGUGCCAACCAGACGUGAACAUUUCACACCGCUUCCACCAUGCCUGUGCGUCGGUGCUAAAAGGUCAAAGCUUCUGCCCCCACUGCGGGGAGGAGGCCAGCAAGGCCAAGGAGGUCACUAUCGCCAAGGCGGACACCACCUCUACUGUACCUCCUGCAAUCACUCAUGGACCAGCCACGCCCGGAGCACAUGAGGGCAGAGCAGACACCACCACUGGCAGCUCCUCACGCUUGAAUGCGGGGUGUGAUGUCAAUGGCAGUGCAGACAGCUCUCUUUCCGCCGGUUUGAAACCUCGACUCGACUCAGAUGCAGCUUUUCCCGGAUCCUCCAGGACCUCAGUACUGCAGGCCAGUACUGAAGCAACAGCUCAAUCUCCAGUCCUCCAAGGACCACCACGAGAAACCCUUGAAAGUGUCCUGCUUGCUCUCAACACAGAGAAGCCAAAGAAGCUGCGUUUUCACCCAAAGCAACUUUACCUCUCAGCCAAACAAGGAGAACUUAAGAAGGUCGUGCUCAUGCUGGUGGACGGUAUCGACCCCAACUUUAAGAUGGAAUCACAGAACAAGCGCACCCCUCUUCAUGCUGCAGCUGAGGGAGGACAAAAGGAAAUCUGCCACAUGCUUGUGCAAGCUGGCGCAAACUUGGACUCAUGCGACGAAGAUCAUCGAACACCACUGAUGGAUGCGUGUGAGAACAACCACAUGGAGACUGUCAUGUAUCUGCUGAGAGCUGGCGCUAGCGCCAUGCACAAGGAUGUUGAAGGGUUCACAUCUCUCCACCUGGCGGCCAAGUCUGGUCAUUACGACAUAGUUCAAUACCUUCUGUCUACGGGAUUUGUCAACAUAAAUUGCCAGGAUGAUGGCGGUUGGACGGCCAUGAUCUGGGCCACAGAAUACAAACAUGUGGACCAGGUCAAGUUGUUACUGUCCAAAGGAGCUGACGUCAGCAUCAGAGACAAGGAAGAAAACAUCUGUCUUCACUGGGCAGCCUUCUCUGGCAGUGUUGAAAUCGCCAAGCUGCUCCUUGAUGCACACGGUAAUCUCCAGGCUGUCAACAUCCAUGGAGACUCUCCUCUACACAUAGCUGCGCGGGAAAAUCGCCUGGAUUGUGUCAUGCUUUUCCUAUCUCAAGGAGCGGAUGUUUUCCUUAAAAAUCGUGAGGGAGAAACCCCUCCAGACUGCUGUGGCCACAACUCAAAAGCCUUCACAGCCCUGCAAGCCCACAAGAGAGAAAAGGACGCCAAGAACGUCAGGCUCACUCAAGCACAGGGAAAAAUCCUUCACAGUGACAUCGCUCUUGGGCAAGAGAGAGUUGCCAUUCCCUGCGUCAACUCCAUGGACGGAGAAGCUUACCCAGACGACUACAAGUACAUCCUGGAAAACUGCGUCACCUCCCCGAUGAACAUUGAUAGAAACAUAACACACUUACAGUACUGUGUUUGCAAGGAAGACUGUUCUUCAAGUGUCUGCAUGUGUGGACAGCUCAGUCUGCGGUGCUGGUACGAUAAGGGUGGUUGCCUUCUGCCUGAAUUCUGCCGUGAGGAGCCCCCUCUUAUCUUUGAGUGUAACCAUGCUUGUUCCUGUUGGAGGACCUGUAAGAACAGAGUGGUGCAAAAUGGACUCAGGGCCAAGCUUCAGCUUUUUCGGACCGCUAAGAAGGGCUGGGGAGUCCGAGCGCUGCAAGACAUACCACAAGGGACGUUUGUUUGCGAGUACAUCGGUGAGAUCAUCUCUGAAGCAGAAGCAGAGAUGAGGCAAAAUGAUGCUUACCUCUUCAGUUUAGAUGAUAAGCCACAAGCUCAGUACUGCAUCGAUGCUCGUUUCUAUGGAAACAUCAGCCGGUUCCUCAACCACAUGUGCGAGCCCAACUUGUUUGCCUGCAGAGUGUUUACCACACAUCAGGACCUGCGUUUCCCACACAUUGCCUUCUUUGCUGGUGAAAACAUCAAGGCAGGAGAAGAGCUCGGAUUUAACUACGGCAAGCACUUUUGGGAAGUGAAAAGCAAGGUGUUCAGCUGCGAAUGUGGCUCCUCCAAGUGCAAGUACUCGUCGGCGGCCAUGGCGUCGCUACAGGCGGACAGCACGCCGGAGGACCAGCAGCAGCCCAGCGCCUCACCCGAUACCAGCUCCUCAAAUGCUCCCUCAAGCCCCUCUUAGAGAUGUCCUCUUCGUCACGCACACAUCACGUCCUGCCACAACGUCCAAUAGAGUUUUACAGAUGAUUUUGUACUGGAUUGAAUCAUGAACCUUUGACCCUUGGGGAAAAAAACACAAUCUGACCCCCAGAAGGAGCACUUGCUCCUCCUUGCCGCCGUGCUGAACAUGACCAGCGGGGGGCAGCAAAUCUCACCGAGACGUUACAAACACUCUUUCCGGUUUCAGUGAACACACACACACACACGUGGAUUACUUUUUGGUCUUUGGGAUGGGAACCUUUCCACCGAAAUUAGUUGAUAAAAAUGAACUUAAGUUACUUUGUGGCGUGUUUGAAAGGAAAGGCCAUCGGGCAAAAUUCUGAGAAAGAAAUACAUUUUGAAUUAGUGAUUGUCCAAUCGAAGGAUUCCUUCUUAAGGUGAAGAAAUGGAUCUUGCUUGCCGAGGGGACUUUGUGUUGGAUGGACCCUAACUGGAAAAAAUGGUGCUCUCGUUUUUUUUUGUUUUUUUUUUUACAUGCAUACAUUACCCUUGUGAACAUUGUACAAUAAGAGAAUGGUUAGUUUUUUUUUGUUGUUUUUUUUAAAUGUUCCGUUUUCUAAUCAUACGUCAUGGUAGAUGUUGCUGGUCAUAAUUCUUUUUGUUCUGUGCUUUUGUCAACAGGAACCCACGUAUCUUUUUAAACAUCUUUAGUAAAGCAGUGACUGUAGUGCAAAGUCUUGACACAAAUGGGGAUGGAAACAAAAAUGCGUUUCCAUUUUGUUCUGUUACAUGUCUCUGGACCGGGAACCAUGGUUGUCUUUUUCAAUAAAUUUACUACUAAUGCA